AUGGAUUCCUUCCAGUUUGAGAUGAAAAAUGAUAAGAACAACGGUGUAAAAGUCAUCGACGAUUAUCACGACAAGGCAAAAGACGAUGAUAACGAUAUUGGAUUUGGAGGAUUGAACAUAUGGAAACGGAGCUUAAAUGGAAUCAGAGCAAUUUGCUUGUUCGGAGUCACUGCUGAAGGUGAAGAACACCCACAGCCACAUGAACAUGAUGCAGCAAAUGAAGGUUGCAGUCUAAGGGUAUCAACUGGCUUUAAAAGACAACUAGGAGAGUCUUCAACGGUUACAUUCCAUGGGUCUAAUAAAAUACAGAAAUAUGAUACACCUUCUGAAGAAGAAGAAGAAAAAGAAGAAGAAGAAGGUCCUUCUUCUACACCUGGGUCGACCAACACAAAGAUAUCCCAAAGAAUUCUUAAAGAUGACAAAAAGGAUCAGAAGAAGGCUAGAUUUACAUUUAUGAAUCUAAAGAGUAAUAAGUUGAAAUGCCUUAGCAGUCGAGUACUAGCAAAACAUGAAUCAGAAUUAGCAGCAAAUAAUUGGGAUUUAAUUGCUCCACAAAUGGAUCAGCCUCUUCUAAGUGUGUCUUUAAUUGACUUCUUCACCGUAAAACAAAUAAAGGAACAUCUAUCAAGUCUCAUAGAGAAUGCAGUCGGCCAGAUUAACAAGGACAUGGAUGAGAGCAUGAUGACAGUACCGGAUCUUGCUAAGAAUGGAUGUCAGAUGUGUGGCAAAUUAGACAAACAAAUGUUUGCAUCUAUACCAAUUUAUUGUUCAUCGUGCAGUGCCCGUAUAAAGACAAAUUCACUUUAUUGGAUAUAUGAUAAAAAAGAACCAAAUCAUUGGAUUUGUAAUGGCUGUGUUAAGGGAUCACAUGGAGUUAAGAUCCGAUAUCUUGGGUAUUCCAUUCCCAAAGCAGAGCUAAGAAAGUCAAAGAAUGCUCCAGAAGACGAAGAAGAUUGGGUACAAUGCGACAAUUGUGAGCGUUGGCAACAUCAAAUUUGUGCCCUUUACAAUAAAGAAUUAAAAGAUUGUAAGGGAAAAGCACCGUAUGCUUGUCCACGAUGUCUCUUAAUUAAGAGAAUGGAGCUCGGAGUCGGAUUCGGAGUCGGAGAAGGUGGUGUGGCUUUGCGAAAGAGUAGUAGUACUGCUGCUGCCGCCCCCGCGGCUAUGUAUGCAGCUAAGGAUUUGCCAACCACCUUUCUCAGUAACCACAUGGAAAAGAGACUUUUUAAAAGUCUUAAGAAAGAAAGGAAAGACAGGGCACGUGCUCAACAAAAGAAUGUCAAUGAGGUGCCUGGAGUAAAUGAUCUUACUAUUAGAGUCGUAUUAAAUGACAACAAAUUAGUUAAAGUAGCACAACCAUUUCUGGAUAUAUUUAAUGGUAAUUAUGGAAGUUACCCAACAGAAUUUCCUUACAAGUCAAAGGUGAUUCUGUUAUUCCAGCAAAUGGACGGGAUAGAUGUUUGUGUGUUUGUAAUGUACGUACAGGAGUUUGGUUCAGAAUGUGGUUUACCAAACAAACGAAGUGUUUACAUCUCUUACAUUGAUUCUGUCAAGUACUUCAGACCCGACAAUAUUAGAACCGUUUCUGGCGACCCUCUUCGUACCCUUGUUUAUCAUGAAAUACUGAUUGGCUAUCUAGAUUAUUGCAAGAAACGAGGCUUUGCAACUUGCUAUAUAUGGGCCUGCCCACCUACAAAGGGAGAAGAUUAUAUUCUCUAUUGUCAUCCAGAAGAUCAGAAAACACCAAAACCUCAUAAACUCCGCGCCUGGUACAAAUUAAUGCUAAGGAAAGCAAUGGAAGAGAAUAUAGCAGUGCAAUGCACAACCUUAUAUGACCGUUUCUUUGUACUUAAAAGAGACCAAAAUCUGAAGAUAACUGCUGCCCGUCUGCCGUGUUUUGAUGGUGACUUUUGGUCGAGAUCUGCCGUGGACUUAAUGAAAAAUUUGGAAAAUGGAAAUGGAAAUGGAAGAUCUGCACCGUUGAAAAGAAUCUCUAGAUCAAUGGGUCACACUGCAGAUCAUCCAUCUAAUUCAACCAAAGACAUCCUCAUUAUGCAAAAACUCGGCGAAACUAUCUUACCUUGGAAAGAAAACUUUAUUGUAGUCGACCUGCACUUUGCUUGCAUGAACUGCAACGAAACGAUACUUAAUGGAAAAAGAUGGGCGUGCAAUCAAUGCAAAAACUUUUACCUUUGUGGAAAAUGCCACGAUGACACGUCAUAUCCCGCCACUAAAAGACAUAUAGACAUCCAUGGGGAGACACAUAUAUUUUUAGAGGUUAAUGGCGGAGAAGAAGAAGAUUUGCCCGUUGAUACCGAAGAAGAAGAAGAAGAAGAGCAUAACGAUGUUACCAUAGAAAAUAAUAAUUAUUUCCAGAAUAGACAGACAUUUUUGAACUUCUGUCAACAGAAACAUUAUCAAUUCGAUACAUUACGUCGAGCUAAGCAUUCCUCAAUGAUGAUCCUCUACCAUCUUCACAAUCCUCAACGGCAAAUUGAACAUCAAUAA
Molecule: messenger RNA, 2508 nt
Organism: Impatiens glandulifera
Lineage: Eukaryota; Viridiplantae; Streptophyta; Magnoliopsida; Ericales; Balsaminaceae
Product: probable histone acetyltransferase HAC-like 1
Exons: 11
Coding region: 1-2508 (835 amino acids)
Biological process (GO): positive regulation of transcription by RNA polymerase II
Cellular component (GO): histone acetyltransferase complex; transcription regulator complex
Molecular function (GO): chromatin DNA binding; transcription coactivator activity; histone acetyltransferase activity
Source: RefSeq, a predicted model, not a curated record